UUCGCGUUGCUCGUUGAUCAAAGGUGGCUUGAGGUGUGCCUGGGAAGGGGAGCGUUUUUCAGCAUAAUGCUGGGUGGGCUGUCAUUUCAGGCGUAGCGUUGUGUCAUAGAAAGCAGCACAAGCUUGGGAUUCGCGCUCACGGUUGCUCGGCAGUGGAUUUCCGUAUAUCGUUUUGUUCAGUUGCGACGCCAUCGCUAGGGCGACACCAUUUUCAUCGCCUUUUCACCUCCCCCCCCAAAAAUCGGUACCGUGUUUUGUGCAGUUUGCGGAAGCGAAAACGGACACCCGGUACCGUAGCGUGUCUUUAUGCACACCGCAACGAGAACACUCAUGUGGUAUCAUCCGCCGGCGUCGCUUGCGUUGCCGUGCAUUAGUGUGGUAGCAGGAAGUCAGCCUCCAACAGUGAGACAGUGAAAACGGUGCGGUGCUUGCACGGAGGACGAAGUUGGCACAGACCGUCGCGUCCUCCGGCACGGACGUACACCGGAAGCGAAUAGCCAACAGCCCACCAAUCAAACAGCCACCGACUCAACGAUGCCGCUGCUCAGGCGGCAGGUGCUGCAGAAGACGUCCACGGGCGAGCGGCUUCGCGAUAGCGAGGAGGUGCUGUUCUGCCAACCGACCGGAGAAAUAUUCAGCAAUUAUGAGGACUACUUUCAUCGCGUCAUGCUCAUAUCGUCGAUGGUGUGGAGCUGUGCGAUGACCGGGCGGCCGAACCUAACCUACUCCGAGGCGCUCGAAUCGGAAAAGGCCGCCCGGAAGCUGCUGAAAACGUUUCCCGCCGCGGUGAAGGGACCGUUCCUGCUGGUGGCAUCGCACACCCAGCGCACGUCCAUCAAUGAGAUGCACGAGGACGUGUACGGGUUCGUGAAGGAUCGUCUGUUCCAGGGCGAAACGGUCGAUGCGAUGGAUUUGACGCGCAAAACAUUUCGCCGUGCGGUCAUCUCGCACGUGGUGGUCGACAACUCUCCUGGUGCCAGCGCUACGAUCAUGUACCGGGUGGUAGCCGACGACAAUAUGCUUCCGAAAGUGUGGAAUGUAACGGGCGGCCAUGCGAAGCGUGACCGCAGCUCGCUAACGCGCGAUAAGUGCAAACUCUUUCUGAAGCAGCACGUCGAGGCAGGGCCCGGUGGCCAGCUACGCAUCAAGGCGGACUCGCUGGCCAAGUACGUAACAGGCGAGGGUUGGACCGCCGAGCAGGUAUUUAUGGGCCAGGCACCGAACUUCGAACAAUCGAAGCGCCUAAAGCAGGUUGCCGAGCGCAGUGAGGUUGGCGGGGCAAGCAAACCGGCCAAGAAGAAGGCCGACAAAACGGCACCGGUAGACGGCGAGAAGCAGCAUCAUCAGCCGGAGGGCGAUGAAAAAUCGAAAAAGUCUAAAAAGCAGCAAUCCACAAAAAGUGGGGAUAAGGCGGCCGGUCCGGGCGGUAAGACGGUGAAGCAAAAGUCCAGCACGGGCGGCACGGGCAAACAGCAAAGCAUUGAUAAGUUCGUGGAAAAAACGUCCAAACCGUCGACGGUGGAUAUGAAAAAGCUCACGGAAGAAAUGGCACUGCAGAAGCUAAGGCAGGAGCGGGAAGCGUUGGUCAAGAAGCGGCUCGAGGAGGAGAAAGCUCUGCUGCUGCAGCAGGUAACGCUUGCGGUGAAGAAGUAUAAUUCCGUGCUGGAAGACCAGGAGCUGAUCGAUCAGCGUCCGAUGCCACCGGUGCGUGCGGUGCGCCCACUGAUCACGCCGAAACACUUUGGCAACUUUGUGUUCAUCCUGGAGUUUCUCAACUCGUUCUCGGACCUGCUCGCCAUACGGAGCAAAUUUUCCGGCGGGCUGACGAUGCAUCUGCUCGAGCGUGCGCUCAUUUUGCGCGAGGUGAAUGGACCGCUGAGCGACAUCUUUCAGGUGCUGCUGAGCGCGAUCUUUACCCAGCAGCUGGAGGAGGAGAACGAGGUGGACGUCGGGUAUGACCGGAUCGAGAAUCUCGCCCUCAAGCGGCAAACGGUGCCGGACCAGGUGCGGGCCCGCGAUACGAUGCUCUGGUGCGAGACGCACUACAGCACCAAGCUGAGCGAAAUGCCGAUCGAUUCGAUGACGGUGUCCGAGCUGCUGCGGCUGCAUUUCCUUGCGUCCGGUGCGGUCGUGGAGGAAAAGGCGGCCAAACAUCGGUACUACAAUCGGGGCGGCUACAGCAGCGCGGACGAUCCGGGCUUACGGUUGGUGCGGGACUUUCCGCACAUACUGCGGGCGCUCAAUUCACACUCCGUCUAUCAGCUGCCGCUCGCCGACAUCAUACAGAUCCUGUGCUGUCUCAUACACCAGCUGCUCACGUACAGUGGGGUGCGGGAGUUGGUCGAGGAACGUGUCGAACGGGCCCGCACGGCACGGUACAGCUACCAAACGAACCGGUACGCGCAGCGCCGGCUGAUCACCAAGACGGGCACGCAGAAAAAUCAGGCCCGCGAAGACAUGAAGCGCGAGCUGGCCGCAUUCGAGGGUGGUGAUGCGGCGACUCGCGAAGAGCAUCGCAGGAAGCUGCAGGAGCGGCUCGACGAGCAGUGUAACCGGUUCGAGGUGGAGGCACAGCGCCAGCUGAAGGUGCUGCAGGCGGAAUCGGAACGACUGAAGGAAGAUUUCUUCGACUACCAGAUCUAUCUCGGGUCGGAUCGAUGCUUCCGCAACUAUUGGCUGUUCGAGUCGCUGCCCGGGCUGUUCGUGGAGCACGAUCGGACGUACGCGGGCAGCUGCCUGGACCAUCCCACACCGAACAUUCCCGGGCUGGCGCAGUGUGCGGCCGAGCAGCGCAAGAAGUACAUCACCAAAGCCAUCAUGCGGUGUGCCGGUUCGGAUGGGGUCGCUGGUCUGCUCGAUGUGAAAGCGAUCGAGCAGGCGGAUGCGCACGGUGGGGAAGAAACGGGCGCACGGGUGGAGGAGGUGUACGAGCAGCUACUUACACUGGGCAGUGCCGAGCUGGACCGCAUCGAACGGCUGGAACAGGCGGCCAAAAAUGCGAACCCGUCCACUACGCCCUCGCGGCCAAACUCCGAGGAACGGCGAACGACACCACCGUGGCAGUCCAAUCCGGAUCAGCUUUACAUGUGCACUGCCCAGCCGGACGAUUGUCUGGUACACACGGAAAAACACCCGCAAACCGUCUGCUGGGGCUAUUACGCGUCCGCCGAAGAGCUGGACGCGCUGAUCCGCAGCCUAAACGUACGUGGCGCCCGGGAAAAACAGCUCCGGGAAACGCUCGAGUGCGAGCGCGAUCUGAUACUGACGCACAUCGAAAAGUGUCCCACCGACAAGCUGUCGGUCGAGGCGUGCGAUCGGGCGGCCGUGUUGGCCGACAUCGUUAGCCGCAACCAGAAGCGGUACGAUGCGCCCAACUUUAGCUGCGAACCGGGUACGGAUCCGAACGAAAUACUCGAAGCGGUGUUUGUGGAGAAUCUGCUCGAGCUGGAGGCGAAGAUUACGGUCGGGUAUUUGGGCGUGAUGCGGGUGCGGGAUCGGGACGCGUGGCGUAACGCGCUGGAGGCACGCACGUUCGACCCCCAGACGGAUAAGCCACUGCAGUGGGGCCCGAAGCGGCUUGCCAAGCAGCAGGAGGAAAAGCAGGACCAGGACGGAACCAAACCCGAGUGCAAGCCGAGCGAGGAGGACGAGCAGGAUGAGCGGGAAAAUGCGAACGACAACGAUUCGGGCCACGGUGACACGCCGCCGCAGUCGGUGUUAGAUACGUCGCAUCCGGGUCACUGCCUACCGGACACCACCGUCUCGCUGCUGGACGAAACGCUCGACACCGAGGAGAUGGCUUUCCCGCUGCACGAAUCGGACACGUUGCGGCAGCGGAUACAUGCGUUCGCACGCGCCCUGCUGCAGGUGGCUCAGUGCAUCGAUCAGAAGUUUCUGCGCCAUCCGUUCGGGCCGAAGAAGGAGCACAAGGACCGGACGGUCACGCUGGCCAAGCAGUACCAGGGGCUGAAGAAUCUGGUCCAGUGGGAGGUGUCGCUGAUGCAGUCGACCAGCUUCGCCCAGCUGUUCCUCCACUACAACGUGCUGUACGAUGCGAUCCAUUGGUCACGGUCGGCGGAACGGAUCUGCUGCAUGAUUUGCCGGCGGAAGGGCGAUCCCGGGCUCACGUUGCUGUGCGACGAGUGUAACCGGGCCUGCCACACGUACUGCAUGAAGCCGAAGCUGAAGGAGGUGCCGGCCGGCGACUGGUACUGUAUGCGGUGCCGGCCGGAAAAUUUCAAAGUCAAGCGAGCGGCCACCAAGAAGAAAAUAUUCAAAUGGGACGAAGAGGAAGAGGAGGAGGAUGACGAGGUGAAGCAGGAGGAGGUGGAAGAGGAGGAGGAGGAGCAGGAGGAGGAGGAGGAGGUGGUGGAGGUGGAGGAAGUGCAGGAACAGGACGAGGAGGAGGAUGAAGAGAUGGAGCGGGAAGGGGAUGAGGUGGAAGACAAGCGGCGGGACGGUUCGCUUUCGCGCGCACCCGGAAGUGGGGAGGAAGACGAGGAGGAGGAAGAGGACGAGGACGACGAGGAGGAUGAGGAAGAGGAGGAAGACGACGAGGAGGAGGAUGAGGGUAGCGGUGAGGAGUAUGGCACGCGAAAACGGAAGCCACAAUCAUCGGCCGCUAAGUCGAAAUCCAAAUCCCAAACCAAAGCCCCGGGCUUUGUAGUGGUGAAGGCCGGUCGGAGCAGCCGCAGUGCGGCGGCAGUAGCCACGAACGGUGCCACCCUCCGGUACGACGAUGAGGAUGAGCCCGAAGACGAUGAGGAAGCAACGGGUGACAGCGGUGAGGCGUACGGUGAGCGCAGAAAGCGACGCGGCCUCAUCUUUGCCAACGGAGCGUCACAUAAGCGUGCGGCGAGCGGCAAACAGCAGCGCACCAACACAACAGCGACCACGAACAAGCGCAAGCGGACACACACCACCACCGCCCAAGAACCGGCGGCCACCAGCGCCAGCAAACGGCCACGCCGGACCGGUCUCACGAAUGGUGGGGGGACGGUGAAGGGAAAGGGAAGCGUAUCGCCGGCAGCAGCAGCGGCCGGGAGUGAUGAAGAGCCGGCGUCCAGGAAGCCACGCAUCAGUGCCCGCACGACCAAGGGCCAACGGCGGCACUCGCUGUACGAGGAUGAGGGCGACGAGGAGGACGAGGAGGAGCUGUCGGUGGGGUCGUCGCGCUUCCGGAAGCAGGGUGCGGCCGCUGCUGCCCGGCGUUCGCGCCGCACCGGGGACGAUCUGCCGCUCAACUCGGUCGCACUCUACACGCUGAUCGAUGACAUCCUGAAGCACCCGAACUCGUGGCCAUUCAAUCGGCCCGUGUCGGCGAAGGAGGUGCCGGACUAUUACGCGGUGAUCAAACACCCGAUGGACUUUGCCCGAAUCAAGUCCAAGCUAAACAUGGGCGACUACAAGAUUAACGAGCAGAUGCUGGCCGACGUGCAGCUGGUGUUCCGGAACUGUGAUCUCUACAACACGGACGAGACGGACGUUUAUCGAAUUGGCCGCGACCUGGAACAGUAUGUGGUGCGACGGUGCAAAGAGUUGACACUGCCGUUCCAGCCCAGUGAUAUGCAGCGAUCCUCCGGCACACCCCCAAACGCCGGCAAUCCGCCAUCCAAACCCGUCAACGGCGUUGGUAGUGGUGGGCACGGCAAAUAGCAAACACGAGCAGUGGUGCACGAGUUUCCACUGGGGUGAGAGUGUAAUUUUAGAAACGAUAAGGCUUUCUCCCUCUGUCACGCAACAUAGCAAAAACAAAAGAGAGCCGAUGUGUGCGUGGCCUGUUCCUGGCACAGGGUGAAUCAACUCAAUCAUACAACACAGAGGAAGCAUCUUCUUCUCGGCUGGCUGGCUCCUACUACACAGGAGCAAGUUUGAAAACCGCGCGUUAGUCCUUAAUGAAAUCUUAAUUUUGUUUUUAACUCAUCGAUACGAUAAGCGUUUUACUUUUUAAAUGCUACAACAUUGAAACAACAGGCACACCCACACACACAGUUAAACUCCCUCCAAAUUUUAGCAUGGCUUGGUCCUGUCGGUCGGGACGCGCCCGAUUAUUGAGAAUCUUUUACUUUACUGCCUCAUUUUAAUUCAGAAGAAACACACACACACACACGACGACCUUGAAUUAGUUUAUGUAUUAAGACACACACACACACAUAAUGCUGUAAUAGGGCAACUCAUUCCUCCCCGAAACGGCAUCAUCAAGGGCACGAACAGCGAACGCUGCCCAAAACAAAUCAAUUGUACAGAAAGGAUUUGCUUUUAAGAGGAUCCAUGAUGUGUGUGUGUGUGUGUACGCCGGGUUCUGUGUGUUGUUCGUUUGUAGUGUGUGGGUGUAAAGAAACUCUUUAAAAGGAUACGUAUUUUUUUGUGCUUGUAGAAAUGUACGUCUAGGUUUUAAAAGAAAUAAAAUGAGAAAACAGUAUGAAACUCAAACGGCGAUAUAGUA
Messenger RNA from Anopheles stephensi (Asian malaria mosquito), 6445 nucleotides. It is a transcript of the gene Acf, whose product is annotated as bromodomain adjacent to zinc finger domain protein 1A. Bases 535 to 5655 code for a protein of 1706 amino acids. Gene Ontology annotation, biological process: chromatin remodeling. NCBI's taxonomy places the organism in Eukaryota, Metazoa, Arthropoda, Insecta, Diptera, Culicidae. The transcript is spliced from 5 exons. Gene Ontology annotation, molecular function: protein binding. The record is from RefSeq and is a predicted model, not a curated record.